This is a messenger RNA of Mauremys reevesii (Reeves's turtle), 1104 nucleotides long. RefSeq names its product regulator of G protein signaling 13 (gene RGS13). The record is from RefSeq and is a predicted model, not a curated record. Lineage: Eukaryota; Metazoa; Chordata; Testudines; Geoemydidae. The transcript is spliced from 6 exons. The coding region runs from base 354 to 821 and encodes 155 amino acids.
UGGAACUUUUUUUUUUUCAUAUUAACCACACACACAGUUUCCAUAUAUAUUUGCAUGAAAGGAGUCAGACAACAGCACACACAGUGUGGAUACAACCAGAGUGACACAAGACUUUUUACUUUAAAAGAAAAUAAAGAAAAACACUCAGGAUGGAAUUUGGAAACUUGACCCCCUGGCCAAGUGCUACUACUAAAUGAAACAUUAAAAAUGGGGGGACAAUCCAAGAAAAAAAAUUAUUUGCUCUGAUUACAGUCAUGGGGAGCCUGCCCUCAGUGUAACUCCACUGGUCAACAGGCUAGCACCAGAUUCUGGUAUGGUAUACAUCGGUGUACUGUAAUGCUCUGCUCAGGAGAAUGAGCCCAAAUAUUUGUUGUCUUUGUAAGCUAUUCAGAGAAGAUGAAAAUGGGAUCACUUCUAAAGUGUCAUUGGAGGAAGUGCUACAGUGGUCCCAAUCUUUUGAAAAGUUGAUGACUACUAAAUAUGGACCUGUAAUCUACAAGACCUACCUGAAGACAGAAUACAGUGAUGAGAACAUUGAAUUCUGGCUUGCAUGUGAAACUUACAAGAAGAUUGAAUCUCGGAGGAAAAGGAUUUCUGUGGCCAAGAGAAUGUUUAAAAAUUACAUUCAGCCCCAGGCGCCUAAAGAGAUUAACAUUGAUAGUCCUGCAAGGGAAGCUAUUAUCAGGAAUAUUCAAGAACCAACUCAAUCCUGUUUUGAUGAAGCUCAGAGAAUAGUUUACAUGCACAUGGAAAGGGAUUCAUAUCCCAGGUUUCUUGGAUCAGAAAUCUAUCAGAAACUCAAACACAGGCCUUCAGACUGACAGAAAUGACUCAAUACAUUAGAGAGAGAGACUAAGGAUUUAGCAGAAGAGACUUCCUUCUGGUUUAUUAAUGUUUUCAAAUGGUAAAAGAAGAACAGAAGAAAUCAGCCAAUGGAUGAAUUUUCCUUACAAAGAAUGGUAGUUUGUUCUUAUGCAGAUAUUAGAGCUGAACAUAAAAUACUUUCCACCCUCCACCCGCACCCGCCUGGUGGAAUAUUUCAGCUUUAUGUCAAAAAAUUGAAAGCCACUUUUAGUUCACCUCAGUCUGUCUGGAAUUUUAAAA